Molecule: messenger RNA, 1788 nt
Organism: Austrofundulus limnaeus
Lineage: Eukaryota; Metazoa; Chordata; Actinopteri; Cyprinodontiformes; Rivulidae
Gene: fgf8a
Product: fibroblast growth factor 8a
Exons: 5
Coding region: 534-1175 (213 amino acids)
Molecular function (GO): growth factor activity
Source: RefSeq, a predicted model, not a curated record
AGAGAGAGAGAGAGUCGCGGUGUGGGAUGGGAUGGGAGCAGAGAAAAGAGACACGGAUCGUCCUGCCUGCAGUCCUGUCUCUCUCAGCGGAGCAGCAGCAUCGAGCCACUGCGGCAGCCCGGAGGAGCCCCGCCUUCAGAGAGGAGAGGACCCUGCAGCCGGGCUCAGUCCCACCUGAAGGCCUCCACAGCAGAAACAAGACAAGGAUUAAAAGGAGCUUGGUGGAGGAAAAAAAUAAAUCUCUUGACAGCCUGGACGAAUCUGCUUCCACAAGCGCAUCUUGUCCCCCAAAACUUUCUUCCUGCGUCACCAGACUCGAGCUGUUUUAUUUGUUUUUGUUUUUGUUUUUUGUUUGUUUGUUUGUUUGUUUUCUUACUCUGGUGAUCAAAUCUAAUGAUUUCCCCGUGGAUCCCUGAGAUUUGAUGAGAAAUGUGUCCGCUGGAGCCGCUCUGUCAUUACCUCUGACCUCUGCUGGAUUCUGGGGAACUUGUUUUGAUUGACCCACAGAAACCUUUACUUCACCUCCAUUCAACAUGCAUCCCAUCCCAUUAAGACUCAGCUAUCUGUUUCUUCACCUGUUUGCGCUUUGCUACCACGCUCAGGUAACCAAUCAGUCCCCGCCUAAUUUCACGCAGCAUGUGAGCGAGCAGAGCAAAGUGACAGACCGCGUGAGCCGCAGGUUGAUCCGGAUCUACCAGCUGUACAGCCGGACCAGCGGCAAGCACGUGCAGGUCCUGCCCAACAAGAAGAUCAACGCCAUGGCUGAGGAUGGAGACGCGCACGCUAAACUCGUCGUAGAGACGGACACGUUUGGGAGCCGAGUGCGCAUCAAGGGAGCCGAGACGGGCCUCUACAUCUGCAUGAAUAAGAGGGGGAAGCUCAUUGGCAAGAAAAACGGACAGGGCCGCGACUGCAUCUUCACAGAGAUUGUCCUGGAAAACAACUACACGGCGCUGAGGAACGCUCGUUACGACGGCUGGUACAUGGCCUUCACCCGGCGUGGGCGGCCACGGAAGGGCUCGCGGACACGCCAGCACCAGCGUGAGGUGCAUUUCAUGAAGAGGUUGCCAAAGGGGCAGCAGCCCACCCACCCAAGCCAACACCGGCCUUUUGACUUCAUCCACUACCCUUUCAGCCAAAGGACUAAACGUACACGAUACUCGUCGGAGCAUUGAGGAAAGGAGAGAAGCAAAGUAAAAAAGAUGGAAAGAGGAAGGAGAAACUGAACUAUUGACUCAAAAACACCAUCUAAUAACACACUUCUGUCCAAAAAAGGAAAAACUAGAGACAUUUUCAUGUUAUAUCCUUAUACUUAGUUUAUUUUGUACGUUUUUGAAGUUAAAAAAUGUAAGAAAUCUAUUUUUGUACUCCAAAUUUUUAGUACUGAUGUGUAGAAAAUAUUAACAAAAUGAUAAAAAAAAUAUAUAUAAAAAAUAUAUAGAUGCACAUGACUUAAUGCAGGGGUGUCCAAAGUGUGGCCUGGGGGCCAUUUGAGGCCCCUGAACUUAUUUUGUGUGGCCCAUGACUUCAGUUCAAUAAUUAUACUAACUUGUAUCCCCGGCGCAGGUGUUUGAUGUAGAUGGAGACGUUGUAUUUUUUUAUUAGGACAAAAUGAUCACAAAGUCAAAUCUUCUCCCAAUAACAAAUAUUGGCAACAAUAUCAAUUAUUUGUCUUUAAAUAACCAGACUCUUAGCUUUAGUGAUUUCUACUGAAAAGCUGAUUUUGCUGCACUCCAGUCUGCUUUAAAUUAAUUUAUUGAAUUUGUCUGAAUACAGCAAGCGUUUUCA